GCCCUGCCGCAACAGAAGACCAAGCCAGUGGAUUCUCUCCUCCGCCCGAUUCACCUCCACCUAGGCCGACUCUCGCCUUCACCCGCCCUCGACACGCAGGGAUUCCUGCAUUCGCUCAGAUGGACACGGAGGACGCGCUGGGCUUGUGGGAGGACGGCGCCAUCUGCUUCAUCUUCGGUGAGGACAUGGACGCCAGGGUAGAUACGACGGCGGCACCGGUGCGAGUGCCUUCGACAGGUCGCUCAUGGAGCUCCGCGUAUUCUAGGAGGUCUUCUCCAGGGCGCCGGGGCAGAAGGAGGGCGAUGUCUGAUUCUGUAGGUACAUGCUCGUUCUUAUCUUCAGUUUUAUUGCAUGUAUUGAGAAAAAGUGCCAUGGCUGCCACCUCCUAUGUCCUCCGUCCGCCUCAUCAUCCCCGGUAUGAUUGCAUAGUGGGCUACUUGGUGCUGCCAAUAACAAUCAGCAUGACAUGAUACAUAGUUUCCAUCAGGAGGGCCGGCGACAAGAUGAAUAAUAACUUCAAUAGUUUAAAUGUUCUCUUUGUGUGAGCUGGAUUGUACUAUUUCCUAACUUUGUUGAGUGAUAUUUUGUCAACCUAUAUUGUAAAAUUAUCAUUUCCUGAAGAAUUUUGUAAACUUCUAU
Molecule: messenger RNA, 639 nt
Organism: Triticum aestivum (bread wheat)
Lineage: Eukaryota; Viridiplantae; Streptophyta; Magnoliopsida; Poales; Poaceae
Exons: 4
Coding region: 120-470 (116 amino acids)
Source: RefSeq, a predicted model, not a curated record